AUGGAGUACGAUAUCUUUCGACAAAUCUGGUUAGAUAAGUUGCCGGUCCCCAUGCAGCAGGUGUUGUCCAUGCUGGACACUAGCAUCUCCCUAGACAAAGUGAGCAGUCAUGCUGACAGAAUCAGCGAAUGUUACCCGGUCGGUGCGACAUGCGCCAAUAUUCAACCGACCUCGGUGCCCGACAGAUCGGAUAGAGUAACCAUCUUUCGUCCAGAAGUCACUCCUCCACUGGAACGUGACACUUGUGUGGAGCGGUCGGCCUGUCGUUGCUCAUCACGCAGAGCCACCACGCCACCACGCCAUCAGAUCCAUCAAGACCACCUAACAGUCCCCACCGCAGCGAUUAUGACAAUCUCAAAGAAACUGUACGUCUUUUGUGCACACAAGUAAGCACCAUGUGCACUGUUAUAAAUAGCUUACAGGCGACCAGAAACCGGUCAGCCUCGCGCCGACGUUCUAAAUCUCGGGAGUGCCCUUCUACAACUCUGCGCUGGUAUCAGCGGGUUUACGGUUCGAAAGCACGCAAGUGCAUGCCUCCCUGCACAUAUCUGCAGGCCUCACCACAGGGAAACGACCGCGCCAGCCAGUAACGGCGACAUUUACCGCUGGCCAGUCACGACCUAGUCGCCUCUUUUAUAUCAGUGACAAGACGAGCGGCCUCCGUUUCCUUGUCCAUACUGGUGCCGAGAUUUGUGUGAUUCCGCCUCCAAGGCGCCACCAUCUCAAGCCUUCGAAGUUUUCAUUGCAGGCUGCCAAUGGCACGACUAUCAACACUUAUGGUCAACGAUCGCUCACACUUGACAUCGGUCUUCGAAGACGUUUCCAGUGGGUCUUUGUGCAGGCUGACGUCAAAUCUCCCAUUAUUGGGGCAGAUUUCUUGACUCAUGUUGGCCUUGCAGUCGACCUCAAACAUUGCAAACUUAUCGAUAACACAACUACACUCUUUACCGUAGGGAUUGUUGCUUCUGAGCCCUCGGUUAGCAUCCAAUUGACCGUACCAUGUUCACUCUUCGCUGACAUUUUGAAGGACUACCCGUCCCUCGCUAGGCCCUGUAAGUUCACCGGGGAAGUUCAGCAUACGGUUAAACAUCACAUCAUCACCACAGGGCAACCUGUUUACGCUCAUCCUCGCCGUCUUCACCCCGAAAAACUUCGGAUAGCAAGGAACGAAUUUGAGCAUAUGAUGAACCUGGGAAUUAUUCGUCCUUCCUCCAGCCCAUGGGCUUCUGCCCUCCACAUGGUGCCCAAGAAAUCCACUGAUGAUUAGAGACCAAGCGGAGACUAUCGCGCUCUCAACAGAGCCGCUGUCCCCGACCGAUACCCUUUCCCCAUAUGCAUGAUUUUUCUCACACGCUAGCCGGAAAAACAAUUUUUUUCCAAAAUAGACCUCUUGAGGGCAUAUCACCAAAUUCCGGUCGAGGAAGAAGACAUCCCCAAGACCACCGUCACAACGCCUUUCUGUUUGUUCGAAUUCCUUCGCAUGCCGUUUGGUUUGCGCAACGCGGCCCAAUCAAGUCAACGUUUCAUCGAUGAGAUCUUGCGAGGUCUCACAUUCACUUAUGUCUACAUUGACGACAUACUCGUCGCAAGUUCUUCGGCAGAGGAACAUGCCUCGCACUUGCGCCAAAUAUUCGACGGUUUCCAGCAACAUAGUCUGCAGUUAAACGUCCACAAACGUAUCUUUGGCGUCUCUUCCCUAGAUUUCCUUGGUCACCACGUCGACCAGCAUGGAAUCACACCGCUGCUUGAGAAGGUGCAGAGCAUCCUGUCACUCCAUGUCCCCAAGACCCUAACUCAGCUGAGACGACCGCCAACCUAAACUUAGUAUUGAAGGUCACGCAAUAAAUGUGCCUGGGGUUAUUAAGGAUUUGGGCGUAUCAUACUCCAAGAGUCUCAAUCUCUCGGAGCACUGUGCCUUGAUAGUCUCCAAAGCACGUAGAACGACCGGGUUUAUCCUCCGAAAUUUUAAAACUAGGGACAUUAGAAUGCGCCGUUUCAACAUGAACGUUAGACCUGGUCUGGAAUACUGUUCGUCUUCAUUUAGCUUCAUGCGUGCUACUUAGCGGAAGAAAAUAGAAUCCGUUCAACACUUUUUUACCAAGAGAAUUUUAACCCCAGAACACCGACAUUUGUCUUACCAAGAACGUUGCCGGCUUACAGGCCUCGAUCCUUUAUGGUUCCGUAGAUUACAAAAGGGACUAUUUUUGCUAUUUAAACUCUUAUGUAAUCACACAUUUAACCAGCACACCUCUUUAAGACAUCAUAUCCACCCACGACGUAACAGUCACCGUGAGGUCUUCUUAUUUCUGCCUCUGGCACGUACUGUUAAAUAUCGUCGGUUCUUUUCUGUAAAUGCAGUUGCUAUUUGGAAUAAACUACCCAUGAGUGUGAAAACUCUGCAAAAUUAUCCUUUAUUUAACAGAACUAUUACUCGAUUUUUGCAUUCAGAAAAGCUCCCACAAAUUUUGGGUGCUGAAUCUGCUGAUCGACUGUACCGUAGCGAUGGCGUUUGCGGUCUCUGAACACUAUGGCCGGUCUCACCAGCUGUUCCUCAACGCCUCUACUUUGACUAUCCCCAACUUCAUGAAAGGAAUUUGACGUCCGAUAAUCUCCGAUACCGUGCAACCUCCCCCCUUCUUGACGGUCGAUAUUCUCCCACCGCCGGCAGUUUUUUCUCCUGAGCCCUCCAAACCACAAAAUCCACCAUCAACUAUAUUUUUAUCCCUUAAGCUCAGGAGUUUUUUUCACUGCUGGUCGGAUUUGUGUUUAAUCGCUUCCCUUGACAAUGCCUGUAAACUGGCAUUAAAUAAAAAUUUAUCUAUUUAUUUAUUUAGGUCUUUUCAACUAUUACCGACGUUUUAACCCUCGCUGUGCGGCGACCCUAGCUCCCUUAACUGACCUUCUAAAGUCUAAAGCAAAGCCCAUCGAACUUCCUCCAGCAGCAAACUCAACCUUUGAGACAGCUAAGAAAGCUCUUGCUGAUGCCACUUUGCUUCACCAUCUCAGCUCCGAUCCCCACGCACAACGGAUCUUGACCACCGCUGCUUCCAAUAGUGCUGUUGGCGCAGUCCUACAUGAACAGGUGAAUAACCGGUUGCAGCCAUUGGCUUUCUUUUCACAGAAGCUACAACCGGCGCAGACUCGCUACAGUACUUUCUCUCGCGAACUCCUCGCCAUCUACUUGGCUAUUCGUCAUUUUCGACACCUCUUAGAGGGCAGAGAUUUUUCGGUUCACGCCGACCACAAACCUCUCACUUACGCCCUCAAAACCAAGCCAGAUAGGGACUCGCCCAGGGAAGUUCGUCAUCUGGACUAUAUAUCGCAGUUUACUGCAGAUAUCCGUUACGUCCGAGGCAGCGACAACGUCGUUGCUGAUGCAUUAUCCCGUCCGGACAUUAACACACUUACAUCCGAUUUCGACCUGGCGAAGCUUGCAGACCUGCAAUCAGGCGACAAGACCAUUGACGACCUGCGUUCAACUACUACUCUGCAACUUCGAGAUGCACCACUUCCCGUAUCACCAGGCACGAUUUUAUGCGACUGGUCCACAGGCACUCCUCGACCUGUUGUUCCACUAUCCUUCCGCAAGACAGUGUUUAAGCAUUUCCAUUCCCUGUCACAUCCUGGCAACCGCGCUUCGCGUAAACUAAUCGCUGCUCGCUUUAUCUGGCCGACGAUGAACUCUGACAUCGCUCUUGGGACUAAAUAG
Molecule: messenger RNA, 3709 nt
Organism: Spirometra erinaceieuropaei
Lineage: Eukaryota; Metazoa; Platyhelminthes; Cestoda; Diphyllobothriidea; Diphyllobothriidae
Source: the annotation of a GenBank genome assembly